This is a messenger RNA of Cyprinodon tularosa, 7041 nucleotides long. It is a transcript of the gene plcg1, whose product is annotated as phospholipase C, gamma 1. The record is from RefSeq and is a predicted model, not a curated record. Gene Ontology annotation, biological process: phospholipid catabolic process; positive regulation of epithelial cell migration; phosphatidylinositol-mediated signaling. The coding region runs from base 339 to 4271 and encodes 1310 amino acids. Gene Ontology annotation, molecular function: protein binding; phosphatidylinositol-4,5-bisphosphate phospholipase C activity. The transcript is spliced from 33 exons. NCBI's taxonomy places the organism in Eukaryota, Metazoa, Chordata, Actinopteri, Cyprinodontiformes, Cyprinodontidae.
AGCAGAUAGACUUACGUAGUCUUGGUUUAUAGCCGCCUGCCUCUCUCUAUGGACGGCUAGAGGGAAGAGGAGGGAGUCGCUGGGAUUCUAGCUGUUGUUGUCGGCUUCGUGGUGCCUUCAGAGGGCCCGGUGAUGAUUUAAUUCACGGAAAAUCCCGGGUUUACGGAGCGGGAAACGGAGUAGAAGAAAGAAAGACGACGGGAGUCGGGCUAAAGGAGAAAGGAGGAGCAGCCGUUAGAGAUGUGCGGUCGGGCCGAGAUUGCUGCGGUAACCCUGUCUAGGCCUGGACUGAGCAGAUUGUUCUGAGAGGAAACGGAUAACAAACAGGGGAAGUGAACAUGGCUGGGACCUCUGGCUUCUUUUCCAACGGACCUGUUCCGUGGAUGGACAACGACGCGGAGAUGAACAACCUCUACCGAGACCUGGAGCUGGGCACAGUACUGACUCUAUUUUACUCUAAGAAAUCCCAGAGGCCGGAGAGACGGACUUUUCAAGUAAAAUUGGAGACCCGGACUAUAACCUGGACGCGAAGCACCGACAAAAUAGAAGGAGAGAUUGACAUUCGAGAGAUCAAGGAGAUCCGUUCUGGUCAGAAGUCCCGGGAGUUUGAGCGCUAUGUGGAGGACUCAGCGGUACGGCUCGAUGCCUUCUGCUUUGUUAUUCUAUACGGCACAGAGUUUCGCCUUAAAUCCCUCAGCUUGGCAGCAACAUCUGAUGAGGAGAUGUCCAUGUGGGUUAAGGGGUUAACCUGGCUUGUGGCUGACACAUUGAAGUCACCAACACCAUUACAAGUAGAAAGGUGGUUACGCAAGCAGUUCUAUGCUGUUGAUCGCAAUAGAGAGGACAGGAUAUCCUGCAAGGAUCUGAAGAACAUGCUGAGCCAGGUCAACUACAGGGUGCCAAACAUGAGGUUCAUCAAAGACAAACUUCCGGACUCUGAAAACAGGAAUGGAGACGUGACCUUCAGCCAGUUCGCCCAGCUUUAUCGUAACCUAAUGUUUGACGCUCAGAAAAAUGUGGAGAUCCCGUUUAUGCAAAAGUUUAUUGAUAGACCAGAGCAGAGGAUCACCUUGGAGAACUUUAAGAGUUUCCUCCUUGAAUCUCAAAAGGAACUGUGGGCCACAGACAACAACAAGGUUCAAGAGUUUAUGUUUGGUUACCUGAAAGAUCCUCUCCGAGAAGUGGAGCAGCCAUACUUUCAACCAGAUGAGUUCCUCACAUACCUCUUCUCCAAGGAGAACACAAUCUGGGAUUCCUCGCUGGACAAAGUGUGUCCUGAAAACAUGAACAACCCUCUGUCCCACUACUGGAUCUCUUCUUCGCACAACACCUACCUGACAGGAGACCAGUUUUCCAGUGAAUCGUCCUUGGAGGCAUAUGCUCGCUGUUUGAGGAUGGGAUGUCGCUGUAUCGAAUUGGACUGCUGGGAUGGCCCUGAUGGAAUGCCAGUUAUUUAUCACGGUCACACCCUCACCUCUAAAAUCAAGUUCAGCGAUGUCCUUAACACCAUCAAGGACCACGCGUUUGUCACAUCAGAGUAUCCUGUCAUCCUGUCUAUUGAGGACCACUGCAGCAUUGUGCAGCAGAGGAAUAUGGCCACCCACUUUAAGAAAGUCUUUGGAGAAAUGCUGCUGACCAAAGCUGUAGAUAUGGCUGCAGAUGGCCUGCCUUCACCCAACCAGCUCAAAAAGAAGAUUCUCAUUAAGCAUAAGAAGCUGGCAGAGGGUAGUCCCUAUGAGGAAGUGUCCACCUCCACACCUUAUUCUGAGAAUGAUAUCAGCAACUCCAUCAAAAACGGCAUCCUUUAUCUGGAAGAUCCGAUUAACCAUGAGUGGUAUCCUCAUUUCUUUGUCCUGACCAGUAAUAAGAUCUACUAUUCAGAGGAGACCAACAGUAACCAGGGCAAUGAUGAGGAGGAGGAGCACAGAGAGGUGUCCAAUGCCAUGGACCAACAUGUGACAGAGAAAUGGUUUCAUGGAAAGCUUGGCGCCGGACGGGACGGACGGCAGAUCGCCGAGAGGCUCCUGUCUGAUUACUGCCAGGAGACCGGAGCUCCUGACGGCUCCUUCCUGGUCCGGGAGAGUGAAACCUUUGUGGGGGACUACACACUUUCUUUCUGGCGCUUGGGACGAGUGCAGCACUGCCGGAUUCACUCACGACAGGAGGCCGGCAGCCCCAAGUUCUACCUGACUGAUAACCUGGUGUUUGACUCUCUUUUCGCACUGAUCAACCACUACCAACAGGUGGCGCUGCGUUGCAAUGAGUUUGAGAUGAAACUGACAGAACCAGUGCCUCAGACCAACGCUCACGAAAGCAAGGAAUGGUACCACGCCAACCUUUCCAGGAGCCAGGCAGAGAACAUGUUGAUGAGGGUCCCCCGUGAUGGCGCCUUCCUUGUGAGGAAGAGGACAGAACCCAACUCCUUUGCCAUUUCAUUCAGGGCUGAGGGUAAGAUCAAGCACUGUCGAGUGCAGCAGGAAGGCCAGACCGUGUUGCUGGGUACCUCUGAGUUCGACAGCCUUGUAGAUCUCAUCAGUUAUCACGAAAAGAACCCCCUGUAUCGAAAAAUGAAGCUACGCUAUCCCAUCAACGAGGACACACUGGAGAAGAUCGGCACUGCUGAGCCGGACUACGGGUCGCUGUAUGAGGGCAGGAAUCCAGGCUUUUAUGUAGAGGCUAAUCAAAUGCCAACUCUUAAGUGCACAGUCAAAGCCAUGUAUGAGUAUAAAGCGCAGAGAGACGACGAGCUCACCUUCUACAAGAACUCCAUCAUCACCAAUGUAGACAAACAGGAAGGAGGAUGGUGGAAAGGUGACUUUGGAGGAAAGAAGCAGAUGUGGUUCCCUGCAAACUAUGUGGAGGAGAUCAGUCCGUCCGCAGCAGAGCCUGACAGAACUGAGAUAGCAGAAAACAGCCCUCUAGGAGAUCUGCUGAGAGGAAGUGUGGAUGUAACUUCCUGUCAGAUCGUGAUGCGUCCUGAUGGGAAGGGCAGCAGACCUUACGUCUUCUCCCUGAUUCAGAAUAACACAGCGCAGGGCACUAAUUUGUUGGAUGUGGCCGCAAACAGCAUGGAGGAACUUAAAGAGUGGGUGGUAAAGAUCCAUGAUGUCGCUGCGACUUCUGAGGCCAAGCUGGAGGAGGGGAAGAUAAUGGAGAGGAGAAAGAAGAUUGCACUGGAACUGUCAGAUUUGGUCAUCUACUGCAGGCCGGUCCCAUUUGAUGAAGAAAAGAUCGGUACAGAGCGGGCCUGUUUCCGUGACAUGUCAUCCUUUCCUGAGACCAAGGCGGAGAAGUACGUCAACAAAAGCAAAGGAAAGAAGUUCCUGCAGUACAACCGACUGCAGCUGUCCAGGAUCUACCCCAGAGGGCAGCGGCUCGACUCCUCCAACUAUGACCCGCUUCCCAUGUGGCUCUGCGGAUCCCAGCUGGUUGCACUCAACUUCCAGACUGCAGACAAGCCCAUGCAGAUGAACCAGGCCCUUUUCAUGCUGAACGGAAGGAGUGGCUACGUCCUUCAGCCUCCCAUCAUGAGAGACGACAGCUUUGAUCCCUUUGACAAAAACACACUACAAGGCAUGGAGCAGGUGUCACUGAGAAUAGAGGUAUUGGGCGCUCGGCACCUUCCAAAGCACGGUAGAGGUAUCGUCUGCCCACUCAUUGAGAUCGAGGUGUGUGGGGCAGAGUACGACAAUGCCAAGCAAAAAACAGAUUCUGCAGCUGACAACGGCCUGAAUCCCACCUGGCCCAGGAAGUCUUUCCACUUCACAGUCUGCAACUCUGCCUUUGCUUUCCUGCGUUUUGGGGUUUAUGAGAUCGACAUGUUCAAUGACCAAAACUUUCUUGCUCAGGCUACAUUCCCCAUUCAAGGGCUCAAGACAGGCUACAGGUCGGUACCGCUGAAGAACAGCUACAACGAAGACCUGGAGCUGGCUUCUCUGUUGGUCCACAUGGAUAUCACCAGAGGCAGGGAGGAAAACGGGGAAGUCUUGAGUCCCUUCUCUGCAGCAGGAACCACGGCGGUACCGGCGUCAGCCCAAGUGGGACGGGAGCGUUUUGGGGAGCUGGGCUCUGUGUCCUCAACAUCCUCCUUGUCCCCGCUGCCCCAGUCGCCUGCCCAGGCCAUGUCUUACGGCGGGAGGGAGGGCUCCUUUGAAUCUCGCUACCAGUCCCCCAUAGAUGAUUUCAGGGUGUCCCAGGAGGCCCUGUUGGACCAAAUGGACCCUCAGAACCGAAGGGCGCUGAGGAGGACCAGUCACCUCUCCCCGUACUGAUGAUGUCACUGACUGCUGUGAUUGCUGUUUCCAUGGAAACGCCCACCACCGCUUUGGCCUACAUUUCAGGCAGCUCUCCCUCCUUCAAUUCCCCUUAGAUCCCCCCCCUCCCUCCUCCGCCCAAUAUGGCCUCUGUGCCCAACUGAGGAAGAAGGGAAGGACGCUGCUGGAAGGGGAGGGGGGGUGCUGACAGGAAACUGACGGCUGCGGACAGGAAGCAGAAACGGUAUAAAGAACGUUCUGGUCCUGGACUGUAAUCUCUGUUUGUCAAGCUCAAGAGCUGCUUCGUUUGGAGACCAAGUGCAAGAAAAGAGAGAGAGCGCCGGAACGGUUCUGGUUCCUCUUCUCCUCGCUGUCUAUGGUUUAUAUAUUUAUUCCUGCUGUGCUGUUGGCCAGAGAACAGCAUCCGCAGACCUGCUCUCAAAGAGCCGCCGUCUCCCAUGUUUUUAAAUGUUCCAAUUAUUUAAACGUUCAUGUGACUUUACGUUAGCGUGAAUCACGAGGGCUUAUACGGCUACUUUUAACGUCUCUGCUUCGUGAAGGACAUUACGUGCCUCCGCUCUAACGCUUACUUACAAUCUGGACUAAUAUCACUGAGCUGUUCUUUUCUUUUAUUAUUGUGUAAGGUGUGAGGAAGAGGUCAUAGCUGGUUUUUGUGUUCUAAGGACCACCAUGUUUCUCGAUGACAUUCCAGAAAUUCAAAAACUGCACAUCAUUCCAUGGUCCUGCUUCACUAAGCAGUCAGACAUGCGUCUGUCUGUCUGUCUGUCUGUCACAGCCUUCGCUGAUCCGUCAGGCUCGGACACAUGUUGGGCCUGGAAGAUGGUUGCUCUUUGUUUUGUAUCACGUAGAGAUUUUGUUUGCCUCCACAGACCAUGUUGUUGUCUUCUAACACACCCAUGUUAAAAUGACAGCUCUUUUUUCUUGCUUUAAAGGAAUUAUAAAUCUUUUUCAGAACAUGUUUCACCUUCAUUUUCAUGUAAAGAAAAAAAGAACAAAUCUGUAAGAAUGGAGAACAGUGGAACAAGCUGAUUUUCAUUUUCGUUAAGGAGCAACUUUUUUUUUUAUGGGUGAAAUCCUGUUUUUUGUUUCCUGCCUUUAAUUUUUUACUUAAAUCAUCUUCUGGUUUCUAACAGAUAUCCAUUGUUUUCAAAUCCUCCAGUUCCAUCCAAAGAAAAGCAACCCAUGACCAUAAUGCUGCCACCACCAUGUUUCACUGUGGUGCUCUUUUAGAGAAGCUGUUUUUUUUGUUCCAGUUUUGACUUUAAAAACACUUUUAUCCACACAUACAGAAGAAAACAGGAGAUUUUUGUUACACAUUAGAACAGAACAUUCCAGAAAUUACUUUAGUGUUGCUGUGUCUCACCAUCCCACUGACCGGUUCACUGAGCAAAAUUUAAGAUCCUCAUGAUUUUGAAUUUAAGGACUUGCUUAGACUUGUAUAAAAAUAAAAAAACUGGAUGUCAGUGAGUAAAGUAUACUUUAGAGGAAAUCAGAACAUUUUGAAAUUCCGAAUCUAGGAAGGAUUGCAUAAAAUCUGAACAGCUAAUAAUCAGGUAAUGAAAUGUAGGAUAUACAGUACAUCCAAUUUUUCCAUUGAGGAUAAUUACAUUUAAAUAACACAUUGAUUUCUGAGAUUUUUAAGUGUAAGAAACCUUAAGGCCCUGUAGGAAUCGUAAUGAUUUAGCUUCAUCUCAGAUUGAUGUCAAGUUUAAGAUCCAGCUGCUGAAUCAAAGUAUAACAUUCGACUUGCACAGCGUGCGUCAUAUUAAAGUAGUCAUAGUAUAUAUUUUAUUAAAAAUCAAAGCUUGUAUUUUAACAGGUGUGUGAACCAGGGAUUCAGGACCGUGUCCAUGGUGAUCAUCCUUCUUCUUACUAAUAUUAUGCUGCAGCAUCAGCUAUUCAUCCCAGUGUUCCAGUUUCACAAUGAAUCGAAUGUGUUUCAGCGACGCUCACAUGGAUCUAAGGUUCUGAGCGUAAGGCAUUGAUUUUUGAAGAUCAGCAGUGACCAAAUAGUGAAUUAAUGCACUGCCAAACAGAGGCCACAUGAACUAGACCAAUGGUUCCGGUGUGGUGAAGGCCCUGACGGUCCGUCCGUCCAGCGCUGACGCUACAGGGACGGGGGGAGUCUGUGCUUAGCAGACGGUAUCAGUGGAGGCAGAGCAGAGGUGUCCGUACAGGUUUGAUUUUAAAACCAUUUAUUCAGAAUCUGUGUUUGAGACACAUUUAAGCCAUAAAGGAUGAUUUAAGGUGAAGGUUGGCUCGUUACUGCAGGGCUGGGGCAUUUGCACUCUGAUAUUAAUCCCAAAGCUCCUUCCCAUUGCAUGUACUCCUCCAGACUGUGUUUACUGAUCGGUUGGUGGAGUCCUCUCUCUCUAGCUUUGCUUUUAUUUUCUGGUCUGUCUGCACACAUCACAUUAAAGCCACAUCUCCCACAGCCAUGAUCACGUCAGUGACGGAUUGCUCCUCAGCACCUUGUGAACACGUGCAGAACGUGUCCCAGACUGAACUGUCUGAUAGUGUUGUACAAAUAUUCCCUAUACUGAGGUCAAAUCAAGCAGGUUAACUUAGGACACCUGUCAGGGGUCUUUAUCUGUAAUUUGUUUUGCUUAUUCUUUGUUUUUGUUUUUUGCAAGUGACGGCCUCAUUUACAUUUGCCUUCCUGUAAUGUGCCUAAACUACGAAGAGAAGUAUUAAUUUUAAUUUUUUUGCCUUUUCAUAUGAAACAUAUUCAAGCCUGAAAAGUAAAUAAAAUACUCACUGCUUUAUA